AUGGGUGAAGAUAAACAGGAGAAGAAGGAGAAGAAGAACAAGGAGGGGGGCGAUCAAGGUGGACAACAGGAGAAACCACCUGGAGGCUACGAUCCGACACCAUUAAAGCCAUCCUCGGGGCCGACAUACACGGUCAAAAUCACCUUCCACGGCGCAUCCAAUAUUCCCAUAUCUGAUUACGGUUCUCGCUCCUGUGACCCAUAUCUGUUGGCUCAGAUUGACUCGUCUUUAACCCCACGUCAUUCGAGAGAUCCACCACUACGCUUUCGCUCGCAGACCAUUCACAAGCAAUUGGAACCGAAAUGGAAUGCCGAGUGGGUGGUUGCGGGUGUCCCUGCGUCAGGGUUCGAACUGGACAUUAGCGUGUUGGACGAAGAUCCAGAUGAUCACGAUGAUAGACUUGGAAAGGUGUUUGUCUCCACAGGGAAGAUAUCGAAAGACUGGCAAGGAAUCAAGGAGCAAGAGUUCAAGGUCAAGGAGAAGGGAGCGGAUGUCUUUGCUUAUGGCUUGAGAUGGAUUCGAGCGGCCUUGUGUAGGGGAGUGGAGGUUCAUGCGAAGCUUUGCUUAUCGAUGGAGCUGGUCGGCGAGACAAAGGAGGAAGUCGGGAAGAUUUACACCGUGAACAAUUUCUGGUGGACACAUUAUUCGCCCAUGAUUGGUAUGUUGACAGGGACGAGGGGCGAAGAUGAUCGUGGAGCGGAGCGUUUCGACUUCGAAGCCAAUGAACUUCAGCUACGUGGACCGGUGCCGAACGAGUUGUACCAUCGUUAUGUCAAUUUUCGUUCCUUCGUCGGUGGCAUGUUUGAAGGUGUCGGCAUUCGGGGUCGCAUACUGCACAAAGCGCUGCAUCAUCAACACGAGCGGAUUUACAACUUCAAUACGCAGACAAAGUUUGGAACAUUCCCUGACGGACCAGGAGACGCUAUGACGCUCAAAUUCUUGGACAUGGUCCAUCACGAUCAAGGGGGGCGAAUAUUCACCUAUGUCAUCACUCUCGACGGCAUGUUCAGGUUCACAGAGACUGGCAAGGAAUUUGGCAUCGAUCUGCUCAGCAAACAUACCAUGCAUUCGGACGUGAAUAUCUACAUUGCAUGGAGUGGAGAAUUCUUCAUUCGACGGCUGGCGCAUCCGAAAGAAAGUCCUGAGGCUCCUGAUCAACACACUCACCCAGCGGAUGAUCUGCCAAACGGUCCUCCACAUACUGCUCCCCCAAAAGAUCCAUCGUUCUACGAACUCGUCAUUGACAACGACUCUGGAACCUAUCGACCUGAAGCUAAACUCAUCCCCAUUUUCAAAAAGUUUCUGGAAAAGAACUUUCCUGGCCUUCACAUUGAAGUCAAGACUUGUGACGAUGAACACUUGUCAAAGAUGAAAGACCAGCAGAGAAAGAUCAAGAAGAAGGAAGGAGAGGGCAGAGUCUUUGGGCAAAGCUCAGAAGUCGGUAGCAUCUCCAGCUCGGAAGUCUCCAGCUUGGACUCUCGUAUAGACGACGAUGAGAAUGGUGUGGCUCCUCACGUAUCGGGUCGCGAGAGGGGAUUCGAGGCGCUGGAGCAUCCACGUGAAGCCCUCAAGGAGUUGAUUGGGUCUCCGGGCAAAGGAGGGGAGAAGAACGUGGAGAAGGGAGGACAGGCAUCGUAA
Molecule: messenger RNA, 1638 nt
Organism: Kockovaella imperatae
Lineage: Eukaryota; Fungi; Basidiomycota; Tremellomycetes; Tremellales; Cuniculitremaceae
Exons: 3
Coding region: 1-1638 (545 amino acids)
Biological process (GO): positive regulation of gene expression
Source: RefSeq, a predicted model, not a curated record